Cladophialophora yegresii CBS 114405 is the source of this 1875-nucleotide messenger RNA. RefSeq lists its product as uncharacterized. The record is from RefSeq and is a predicted model, not a curated record. Lineage: Eukaryota; Fungi; Ascomycota; Eurotiomycetes; Chaetothyriales; Herpotrichiellaceae. The transcript is spliced from 2 exons. Bases 1 to 1875 code for a protein of 624 amino acids.
AUGGUCAAAUGGACGAAGCUCUGGGGAGCGACGCGUGAGAGAGAUACGCCUCACCUUCGCGAUGAGAUGCGCAGAUUGCUCCCGUCCCAUAGCCAUGAAAUCCCACCAUCUGCCUUCCCCGCAAAGGAGGUUACGAAAGUCGCCCUUCGAUUGAAGUAUCAGAUUGAAGAAGUCAUUCCUUUUGAGAUGCCCGAAGACAAAGUCAUAGCCGCCAACAGUCCCGUCAUUACCCAGAAGGUUGUCCAGACCGCAAAAGAAGCAGGAGAGAAGGACUAUGCCUCUUGUGUUGUGUACUGCUUGUUGGUCUGCAAGAGAUGGUUUAACAGACAAGCCAAUCUGGAGCUAUGGGAUGCCGACCUACACAAUGUCCGGGCAACGGCAUGUGAGAUGAUUGCCAAACGCAUCAUUGAGGGCGAGGAAGAUCAGGAAUAUCUUAUGCAAGAGGUCCUGCUCAAGCGUUACUCAGUGGUACGGAAGGAUGAGGAAACCGUGCCGGCCAACGCGAUUGAAAGAGCUGUCGACUUACAUUGUGUGAUCGUCAUCGGCUCAUCAGGUUAUCAAAAAUGCAUCAAGUAUCUCUGGAGGGGCUGGAUUCACCAAGACGAUCUCGACCCGGGAAGCUUUAUCUUUUACAAGGAGCGGGACAACACGAAUUACUGGGCUCAUCUAAAUCCCGAUCGAAUGCGUACACCACUAUACCAGAACGUUGUCCAAAUCUCCAUAUCCGUCCUUUACCUCGCCCUAUACACCGCUGCCGUCAAUACCGUUAACGAAGACGGCGACUUGGACGUUGUUGAGGGGAUUCUCUACUUGAUGACCUUGGGCUUCGUCUGUGACGAAGUCGCCAAGUUUUGGAAAGUCGGCAUCUGGUAUUUUGGAUUCUGGAAUGCCUUCAACAACUGUCUGUACGCUCUGUUGACAGCCUCCUUCAUCAUUCGUAUGACUGCUCUCGCGCACUCUCCCGACGAAGACGAUGAAAGACGCCGCGAACUCAACGCUUUGGGAUACCAUCUUUUCUGCGUCGCUGCACCUAUGUUCUGGGGCCGACUUCUCUUGUACCUGGACACGUUCCGCUUCUUCGGCGCCAUGCUCGUGGUCUUGAAGGUCAUGAUGCGGGAAUCACUCAUCUUUUUCGCCCUCCUGAUCGUUGUCUGUGUCGGCUUCCUUCAAGCCUUCAUCGGCCUGAACCAGGUGGAAGGAAACGCUAGCAUCAGCUCUUUUGUCAUUACCGCGAUGGCAAAUGCCGUUAUGCAAUCCCCUGAAUUUGACGGCUUCGACAACUACGCCCACCCCUUUGGUCUCAUUCUGUACUAUCUCUUCACCUUUGUGGUCAUGGUUAUCCUCCUCAACAUCCUCAUUGCGUUAUACAACAGUGCAUACGAGGAUAUCACGGAGAACGCGAUCGAUGAGUACAUGGCCAUGUUCGCCCAAAAGACAUUACAGUUUGUCCGUGCACCUGACGAGAAUGUCUUCAUCGCGCCAUUCAACCUGAUCGAACUAUUGUUCCUCAUCCUACCGUUCGAAUGGUGGAUGGACUCUCACCGCUACGAGAGAUUGAACAACUAUGUCAUGGGUCUCAUCUACUUCCCUGUGCUGCUGGUCACAGCUGCUGUGGAAGCCGUUGACGCCAGAUCUGUGAGAAGCAACCGUUCCAGGGGCGAGGAGGACGACGAUACAAUUCAAGAGUGGGAGGAAAUGGCUGGUGAGCUGGAUUUUGAGUCGGAAGGCUGGGAUAAGAAGGUCCAGUCGACCAGGCCGAUAGUCGAGGUGGACGCCGAUGUCGUGGAGAUCAGGCAGCUCAAGGAGCAGGUUGAGGAGUUGCACCGCCUGGUGAGAGCGCUUAGUCCAGAGGCAGAUGGAGGAGAGAGUUCGUAA